Messenger RNA from Lottia gigantea (owl limpet), 1173 nucleotides. RefSeq lists its product as hypothetical. Bases 1 to 1173 code for a protein of 390 amino acids. The transcript has a single exon. The record is from RefSeq and is a predicted model, not a curated record. Lineage: Eukaryota; Metazoa; Mollusca; Gastropoda; Lottiidae. Gene Ontology annotation, molecular function: nucleotide binding.
AUGCUGCCAAGAGUUGGAGUAUUCGGAACUACUACAAUAAUCAAAAGUUUGGUUCCAAUUUUGAAGUCCAAUGGCUUUCUUGUUGUGGCUUUAUGGGGUAGAACUAAGGAGCAGGCGGAUGAGCUAGGUAAAGAACUUGGUGUUACCUUUACCACACAGAAAGUUGAUGAAGUCCUACUUUAUAAAGAUGUUGAUUUUGUCAUCAUCAGCUGUUCACCACAUUUACAAUCACAAAUUGCUGUGAAAGCUCUGAAUAUUGGUAAACAUGUACUCUGUGGAACUCCAUCUGGUCCAGGACAAGUAGAAGUUUUACGCAUGGUGAAUGCAGCUCGCUAUUAUCCAAGGUUGAUGUCACUCAUGUGUCACAGUCUGCGAUUUUUACCCACAGUUACCAAAAUGAAAAAUCUGAUACAAAAUGGUUUUGUUGGUGACAUCAAUAUUUGCGAAGUGCGAGUUCAUUAUCAGUCCAUUGUAAAAGAAAACUUUGAUUGGACUUGUGACGAACUGAUGGGAGGAGGGGUUUUAAAUACAAUUGGUUGCAAUAUUAUUGAUAUUAUCACUUAUCUAACAUCUCAAAAAGCCAUCCGCGUCCAUGGCAUGCUAAAAACAUAUCAUAAACAAACUGACAAAAUCAAAGGAAUACGUGAAAUAACCAGUGAUGAUUAUUGUUCAUUUCAAAUGGAACUGGAAAAGGGGGCAUGUGCCACAGUAACUUUAAACUCUCACAUGCCUGGACCUUUUGUGCAAGAAAUUAUUAUAUCAGGGAGCAAGGCACGUCUGACGGUAAGGGGUGCUGAUUUAUAUGGGCAAGCGCACGACAAAAUCAAAGAAGACCUUCUACAAUUCGAACCUGUGCAUUAUUCAGAAGAAGAAAGAUUGGGAAUCUCUCAGAAAGUCAGAAGAGAAAUACCCAAUCCGUAUCUUAAAGGUAUGAUACGAAGUAUUGAGGCUGUACGAGUAGCUUUUGGUAAAGAAGAAGUCAGACAGAGUUGGUGUUCUGAGCCUCUUGUUGCAGCAGCCACAUUUGAAGAUUCUCUCUACACUCAAACCGUCAUUGAUGCCAUCAGAACUUCUAGUAAAAGUAAAGAAUGGGAAAAAGUUGUCAUGAUGAAGGAAGAACCAAACCCAUUUUUAACUGCAGCAAUGAGAAAGAGUACUUUCUCACUUCAUUGA